Messenger RNA from Penaeus indicus, 2722 nucleotides. RefSeq names its product spermine oxidase-like. The coding region runs from base 178 to 1641 and encodes 487 amino acids. The transcript has 12 exons. Lineage: Eukaryota; Metazoa; Arthropoda; Malacostraca; Decapoda; Penaeidae. Gene Ontology annotation, molecular function: polyamine oxidase activity. The record is from RefSeq and is a predicted model, not a curated record.
CACAAUCCAAGAACCAGCAACCGAAGAACACGAGUUACACACUACUGAUUUUUCAGUUAUCUCCCUGUAACAAUCAGUCGUGUCAGACCAGUGCCAGACCAGUGUCAGGCUACAACGGCGCACAACCACCAGGCAACAAUCAACAUUUUCGCCUUAACUGCAAAGCACAUCAUCGCCAUGGAUAAAUGUCCGGCAAACCGAGAUGCAGCACCGGCCGAUCUCCCCCUGCCGUCUGCGCUGCCGAACGGCGACAACUCCUCCCGAGCGGAGCGGGUGGGCGUGGUGAUCGUGGGCGGGGGCGUGGCAGGGCUGACGGCGGCGAAGACGUUGCUCGACAAAGGCGUGAAGGAUUUUGUGGUUCUGGAGGCUCAAGAUCGGCUGGGAGGGCGCGUCCACACGGUCAGACAAGGUCCAGUGCUGGUGGAGGCGGGGGCGGAGUGGAUCCACGGGGGGCGGAAGAACCCCUUGUACCGCCUCGCCUCCUCCCUGCACGCCGUCGGGAAGGAGGUUCCUGAAGAUGCCUUCGAGAGACGCGUGGUGACCCAGGACGGAGAGCCAUGUGACCCAACGCCGUGUGAAAGCGUGGUGACAACCCUUAUGGACGAAUGUGACAAUAACGGUAUACUGGCACCCUAUUAUAACACGGGGUAUGGGCAGUAUUACGUGGACAGAUUUCCCGAAGUGUACGGACCGGGACACGAUAGCAGUAAAGGCAGGGCUUGGCUACACCUUCUCGAACAGAUGGUGAAGGGCGAGGAGGGAAUCGACAGCUGGAUGGACAUCUCGGCGAAGGACGCGGAUGAAUACAUAGACCUCGGGGAAGACUACAACUGGGCCGACGGCUUCGAUACGCUUGUCAGCUAUCUUGAGGAAAGUAUUCCAGAGGGACACAUACGCUUAAAUUCCCCUGUAUCACGUAUCCUGUGGAACGAGAGUGAUGACGAAGUGGAAGUGAUGACGUGUGAUGAAGGAGAAGCGUCCUACAUCACCUCUGUCGUGUUGGUCACGGUCUCCCUCGGGGUUCUGAAGGAGCAGCACCAAAACAUCUUCAGGCCGAGGUUGCCAGAGCCGUUUACGAGGAACCUGCAGCUGGUAGACCUCGGUGUAGCCAACAAGAUCCAGGUGGGGUGGGCGGCCCCGUGGUGGGGAUCAGGCCCUCUCGAGCUCUUCAUUCUGUGGACGGCGUUGGAUCUGGAGAGGGAGAUGGACUGGCUCUACGGUAUUGUGGCUGUCGAGAGCGUCUACAACCAACCUUCAGUGCUAGAGAUGUUCAUAAUGGGAGAAAACUCUCGUAAGAUGGAGGAACUGCCUGAAGAUACUGUCAGAGAACAUGUGUUGUCCUUACUGAGAAGAGUGACCAGACAGGAUGUUCCCCGACCGACGUUUUUUAAUAGGACGACGUGGGGCAGCAACCCCUGGACUCGAGGCUCCUACUCCUCCUUCGUCACCGUGGGGGGAGCGAGGGCCGGGCUGCUGCGGCGGGAGGCGCUGGCGACGCCCAUUGCCAACGCCAACAGGAAAACGGUGCUGACGUGGGCAGGGGAACACACGCACAAUACUCGCUACGGCACUGUAGACGGAGCGAUGGCCACGGGCAAGAGGGAGGCUCAUCGGAUACUGAAUAUUCUAAAUGCUAAUUAGGGAUGUUACUGACUGGUUAGCUGAUAUGGAUGAUUAGCAUUGCUGUUGUUAUUAGUAGCAUCGUCUUCAUCUUUAUUGUUCAUCAUCUUUUUUAUCUUCAGGACAAUCACUCAUCACUAUCACUAUCAGUAGAAAGAUCAUGUUCACAGUCAUCUUCACACUAUCAUUAAUAUCAAAGUAUAUGAAUUUCUGAUGAUUAUAUUAGCACUAAUUUCUCUUUUAAAAACUUACUGUUCUUUUCUUUUUUGCUUCUUGUUAAUCUGAUUAAAAAUGUUAUAUUGAUAUGUCUCUUGGCAUUAUGUUUUAUGAGAAAUGGGAGCAUGUUUUACUUUUAGAAAUAUUUUUGAUAAAGUCAUUAAAGAAAGCAAAUCAAUUGAUUUUUUUUAUUUGGUAUAAUACAACCUGUCAUUUUGCUUUGUAAAUAAAGUAUGAACAACGAUGAACAGGAGGUAACAUGAAGAUGAUAUGAAAUGUAUUGCCCGAAAAAGAAGAAAGCACAGAUAUUCGAUGAAAAAAAUGUAUUGGCCUUAAAGUUGCAAUACGUUCAUAUGUGAUGAUAGUUAAACUAUAGACUCUAUUGAAAACCAUUCCUAUAUAUUCGCUAACUCCCAAAAUCCUAGCACCGAAGACACAUUUUGCUAUAAGGGCGGUUUAAGACUGGCAUUGGUAAGUGAGUCGCUCCAGGUCAAGCCAAGCCGGGUCGGGACGCUCGGAAGACCAGCCCCGCCUCCGCCGAGUACAGGCAUCUCCUCAGCCCGGCCUCGCCCCCAGCUCGGGCUUCCCGAGGACGCACCAGGCUCACCAAUGUUAAGAUGGGUUCUUUAAAUUGCCAAGAGGAUUCUAUGAAAACAGCUGCACUGAUAAUAAUGGGUAAUACAGAUGAUUGUGACAACAAUGAUAUCCCAAUUAGAUGAUAAUUAUAAUUUAGAUGGUAUAGAAAGGGUUAAUGGGGAUGAUACAUGUCAAAUAACGAAGAAAAAUAUACCCUAAUUACACUAAACUUCUGACACUUUUAUUCCUAUGAAAUGGUUUCAGAAAUAUUUACGAACUUACGAACUCUAAAUAGCAAAAAUGCAUUAUG